CGCACGACAAUGAGGAGCCCAAGCCCAAGCAGGUGAACACUGACGCGCUGCAGGCGGCGAUGGACGAGCGCGCGCAACAACGACAGGAGGCUCAGAGUGAGAGCAAAGAAGAUGACAAUGAAGAGGAAAGAGAAGUGGUGACGCUCUCGAGCUGUGUGGAUCUCAACGACGUGCAGGACGACGAACUCUACUACGUGGGCACGGCAGGAGUGAAGAUUACGGAGCUAGACGGGCUGGGGAGCCUGCCAAACCUUAUGAGGCUCCAUGUCCGCUCUAACCUUCUUCAGUCUAUGGCAAGCGUAGCGUCUCUAGUGCACCUGGAGCACCUGGAGCUAUACGAUAACCAAAUCCAGACGCUCGAAGGUGUGCAGAACCUCGUGAACCUCAAGGUGUUGGACCUGUCGUUCAACGAGAUCCGCGUAAUCCCCGACCUGAACCAUCUCACGAAGCUUGAGGAGCUCUAUGUGGCCAACAACAAGCUCAAGAAGAUCUCAGGUAUUGAAACCUUGACGACACUGAAGAAACUAGAUCUUGGAGCGAAUAGAUUGCGGACAAUUGAGGGUCUGGAUGGCUUGACAGAGCUGAAGGAACUGUGGCUUGGUAAAAACAAGAUCACUACUAUCCAAGGACUGGAGAAACUGGCCAAGCUGAAGAUCAUCAGUGUGCAGAGCAACCGUGUCGUGAAGAUUUCAGGCUUUGCGACCAACUUCGAGUUGGAAGAACUGUACCUCAGUCAUAACGGUAUCGAGAAGAUCGAGAAUGUGGACCACUUGACACACCUGACGACGAUGGAUUUUGCGGGAAACCGUAUCACCAACAUCCCGACAACUCUGGCGGCGCUAACGCAACUGGAGGAUCUGUGGCUGAACGAUAACCAGAUUGCGCAAUAUGCUGACGUGGAACACCUUAUGUCGCUGUCGGGACUACGUACGCUCUACCUGGAGCGUAACCCACUGGCUCAAGACUUUGAAUACCGAAAGAAAUUAGAGGAGCUGCUACCGGAACUCGAUCAGAUUGACGCUACACCGACGACCAAGGCGAGACAAGGACGCAGAUAA
Molecule: messenger RNA, 1058 nt
Organism: Phytophthora infestans T30-4
Lineage: Eukaryota; Oomycota; Peronosporomycetes; Peronosporales; Peronosporaceae
Product: protein phosphatase 1 regulatory subunit, putative
Exons: 2
Coding region: 60-1058 (332 amino acids)
Molecular function (GO): protein binding
Source: RefSeq, a predicted model, not a curated record